CAAAAUUAUAUUUCUGAUGACCAACAUCUACCUGUCUAUGUCCUUACAUGGAAUUUAUGAGACAUAAAGUACUCUCAUCGCAAAUAGGUAAAGAAUAACUGAUAUGAAACUUUCUUGACGAGGUACUAUUACCAUAUGCUACAAUGUGGAUCGUUUGAGGGUCAUCAAACUUAAUCAAAGAACCACGUAAUCUAAAAUACUACUUCGUUAUACUUGAUCAACAUAUUCGCUCAAAUAAUAUUCGAUCCCCUUGUGGUACUAUUACUUCAUAUCAGAUAACAUUGCUCAUACGUAAUAAAUAAUUACGUAUUUUUUAAUAUAUCUAAUAAAAUUUCUUCAGCUACUUCUAAAACAUCCUCACUAUAUCCUAAUUACAUUGAAGUUCAGUAAAGAUCGAUUAAGCUACUAACUUCACAAGUCCCCUCAUAACCGCAUUUCUGCAAUGAACAUCCAUAUCGAACGAUGAACAUUUCCAAAUCGUUGUAACCGAAAGUAUGAACGUAGAACGGCAGCGCGCGUUCGCGGAGUACCAGAAGAUCCUCGACGAGUUGAGAGCCGCGUUCCUGGAUCGAUGGAAGGUUACGAAGAACGACAACGUUUCGAUGAAGGACUUCGAACGGUUCCGAACGAUCGGCACCGGUGCGUUCGGCCGGGUCCUCCUCGUCAAAUACCGGCCGACGAACGCCUUCUACGCGAUGAAGGUCUUAGACAAGGCGAAGAUCGUCAAGAUGAAGCAAGUGGAUCACACGCGCAACGAGAAGAGGAUACUGCAGUGCGUGAAGUUUCCUUUCCUCGUUUACAUGGAGUUCUUCUUUAAAGACAACUCGUACGUGUACAUGGUGUUGCCGUUCAUAAAUGGCGGUGAGAUGUUCACGCAUCUGAGACGGAUGGGAAAGUUUGAUGAAGGUUUGGCGAGAUUCUAUGCUGCACAGGUGGCUCUGGCCUUGGAAUAUCUUCAUCAUUGCAGUCUCGUGUACAGAGACUUAAAACCGGAGAAUAUUCUGAUACAGAACACGGGUUAUAUUCGAGUGACGGAUUUUGGUUUCUGCAAAAUGAUCGACGGCAGAACGUGGACGCUAUGUGGCACUCCCGAGUACCUGGCACCGGAGGUGAUCCUGUCGAAGGGUUACGGGAAGUCGGUCGACUGGUGGAGCUUCGGUGUUCUGAUCUACGAGAUGAACGCUGGCUACCCGCCAUUUUAUUCGAGGGACCCCAUGAAGAUUUACGAGAAGAUCGUCGCGGGAAAGUACAAAUUCGCGCAUCAUUUCGGGGAGGAGCUGAAGGAUAUUCUGAAGAACAUACUGCAGGUGGAUCUGUCUAGACGAUACGGGAACUUGAAGGGUGGUUCCAUGGACAUCAAAACGCACAGAUGGUUUCAGUCGACGGACUGGAAUCAGAUUUAUCACCAGAAGAUUCAACCUACUUUCAUACCGAAGUGCUCAGCACCGGACGACACCAGUAACUUCGAUCAUUACGAGGAGGACUCGUUGAGGGUGGACGCCGUUGACCGAUUCGCCAAAGAGUUCGAAAAUUUUUAGUGGCGGGAAUAGUUGACUGUGAUCAGUACAUGGUUCUAGU
Messenger RNA from Megachile rotundata (alfalfa leafcutting bee), 1578 nucleotides. Its product is annotated as cAMP-dependent protein kinase catalytic subunit 1. Gene Ontology annotation, biological process: protein phosphorylation. Gene Ontology annotation, molecular function: ATP binding; cAMP-dependent protein kinase activity. The record is from RefSeq and is a predicted model, not a curated record. Gene Ontology annotation, cellular component: nucleus; cAMP-dependent protein kinase complex; cytosol. NCBI's taxonomy places the organism in Eukaryota, Metazoa, Arthropoda, Insecta, Hymenoptera, Megachilidae.